This is a messenger RNA of Neomonachus schauinslandi (Hawaiian monk seal), 1050 nucleotides long. RefSeq names its product Wnt family member 7A (gene WNT7A). The record is from RefSeq and is a predicted model, not a curated record. Lineage: Eukaryota; Metazoa; Chordata; Mammalia; Carnivora; Phocidae. Bases 1 to 1050 code for a protein of 349 amino acids. Gene Ontology annotation, biological process: multicellular organism development; positive regulation of JNK cascade; cell fate commitment. The transcript is spliced from 4 exons. Gene Ontology annotation, molecular function: frizzled binding; cytokine activity. Gene Ontology annotation, cellular component: extracellular region.
AUGAACCGGAAAGCGCGGCGCUGCCUGGGCCACCUCUUUCUCAGCCUGGGCAUGGUCUACCUCCGGAUCGGUGGCUUCUCCUCGGUGGUAGCUCUGGGCGCGAGCAUCAUCUGUAACAAGAUCCCGGGCCUGGCUCCCAGACAGCGGGCGAUCUGCCAGAGCCGACCCGACGCCAUCAUCAUCAUAGGAGAAGGCUCACAAAUGGGCCUCGACGAGUGUCAGUUUCAGUUCCGCAAUGGCCGCUGGAACUGCUCAGCACUGGGGGAGCGCACCGUCUUCGGGAAGGAGCUCAAAGUGGGGAGCCGGGAGGCUGCCUUCACGUACGCUAUCAUCGCUGCCGGCGUGGCCCACGCCAUCACAGCCGCCUGCACCCAAGGCAACCUGAGUGACUGUGGCUGCGACAAGGAGAAGCAAGGCCAGUACCACCGGGACGAGGGCUGGAAGUGGGGUGGCUGCUCUGCCGACAUCCGCUACGGCAUCGGCUUCGCCAAGGUCUUUGUGGAUGCCCGGGAGAUCAAGCAGAAUGCCCGGACUCUCAUGAACUUACACAAUAACGAGGCAGGCCGAAAGAUCCUGGAGGAGAACAUGAAGCUGGAAUGUAAGUGCCACGGUGUGUCCGGCUCGUGCACCACCAAGACAUGCUGGACCACGCUGCCGCAGUUCCGGGAGCUGGGCUACGUGCUCAAGGACAAGUACAACGAGGCUGUCCACGUGGAGCCCGUGCGCGCCAGCCGCAACAAGCGGCCCACCUUCCUGAAGAUCAAGAAGCCGCUGUCGUACCGCAAGCCCAUGGACACAGACCUGGUGUACAUCGAGAAGUCACCCAACUACUGCGAGGAGGACCCGGUGACGGGCAGCGUGGGCACGCAGGGCCGCGCCUGCAACAAGACGGCCCCGCAGGCCAGCGGCUGCGACCUCAUGUGCUGUGGCCGCGGCUACAACACCCACCAGUACGCCCGCGUGUGGCAGUGCAACUGCAAGUUCCACUGGUGCUGUUAUGUCAAGUGCAACACCUGCAGCGAGCGCACCGAGGUGUACACGUGCAAGUGA